UUGCAAUGUCAACAGUCAACGAAUGUAGCACACGACAAACGAAAAUGGAGGUCGUCCUUGUAGUUUUCUUGAUUUGCGUCCUACUUCAUUGCGGCCGAAUUGAAGCUCAAAUUUGCGAAAUCAACGGCUGCGAAGCUCUGGAAAGGAGCCAGAUGAAUCUCAAAGAGUUUUCCGAUAGCUUGGAGGAAAAGGACAGCGGCGGGUAUUUGGUCCAGUUGGAGAGGAGGCUCAGGUCGCUGGAACAGCCAGUUUGGGAGAUUUCGAAAUCCAACGAAAGAUGGAUAGAUUGCGGCAAAGGUCCGUGCAAGUGUCGACCGGAAACAAAAAGCCUCAUUUGUUGGCAAAAUGACUUAACCACAAUUCCGGCCAAUCAAGUUGUGCCGCAUGAUGUCAAGGCAAUUGACUUAGGAAUCAACACGUUGACCACACUAAACAAGAAUGCCUUCGCUUCUUUGUCGUAUUUGUCAGAACUGGAUCUUUUCGAUAACCAACUAGACCAUCUGCCUGGAAACAUAUUUGCCCUGCUGGAGUCCUUGAAAUAUCUACGCUUACACAAAAACAAGAUCGAGGAUCUUGCUCCGACUCUGCUCUCUUCCCAAAGAAACCUCCAAACUUUCGACAUCUCAGACAACUUGUUGAAGGAUCUGCCUGACGAUCUCUUCUCAUCGACUCCGAACCUGAUCCUGCUGCACCUAUCCAGGAACCAGCUGAAGCGUUUCCCAGAAAAAAUGCUGAACAAGCUGGAUAGGCUGGAAGAUCUGGAUGUCAGCAACAAUUUGCUGGAAACUUUGCCCAAGUUCGCUUUCGUCGAUCUGAUUUCGCUGAGAAGACUGUUUUUGGCGGAAAAUAAUAUAUCUAUCUUGCCUACUGGUGUAUUUGAUCAUCUGUCAAGCUUGGAGCAAUUGAAUCUGAGAAAAAAUCAAAUUUCACACUUGGCACCCAAUAUUUUCGAUAAACUACAAAAUCUAAAAGUCCUACAACUCACUAAUAAUAAAAUAGGCCAGGUUGCAGUCGAUGAUUUCCGAAAACUUACCAAUAUAAUUGAGCUCCAUCUAGGCCAGAAUUUCAUCAUCGAAAUUCCAGAAAACACUUUCGUCGAAAACAGAAAUAUGGAAAAGCUCUUUCUAUUUUCCAACAAUUUGGAAGAACUGAAAGAAAGAACCUUCAACGGUCUCAUCAGUUUGACAUCUUUGCUUAUCAAUAAUAAUAUUCUAAAAGAAAUUCACUCCAGAGUAUUCUCCUAUACACCGAGUGUACAGAAAUUGCACCUAGAUAGUAAUAAGUUUCAUUAUCUGCCAAGCAAAUCUCUGGAUUUUCUGCAGGAACUGGUGUCAAUAAAAUUGGCAAAAAACCCUUGGCAUUGUGACUGCAACAUACUGUAUCUGGCUAUUUGGGUGGACGAGAAUAGAAACAAAGUUUGGGACUCCCAGCCGUCUUGUAGGGGUCCUGGCGACCUAGGGGGGUCCCUACUCAGCGAGAUGGGAUUCGAGAACCUCUGCGACGGUCAAUGGGCCUCCAUGAUGAAUUUAUCUCCGCGGGUGCCGGUGAACAAGUUGCACGAGGAAAUUGAGAAAGUGGGCGAUAUGGCCAAAGAAUGAGGGUUCUUCGGGUUCACACGUUAAAAAUGUAUCAAGUCAAAAUCAGUGGAAUAAAUGCCAAAAUCAAACGAAAUAUUUGUUUUUCUGCAACCGACACAAAAGUCGUCCAUUUUGAUACCAAAAUUAGCUCUUGAAUUGACGUUUCUAUUACUGACACAAAAAUAGGUAUGUUGCUAGGCAACAUAUUUCGUUCCUAGGAGCU
This is a messenger RNA of Phaedon cochleariae (mustard beetle), 1800 nucleotides long. The record is from the annotation of a GenBank genome assembly. NCBI's taxonomy places the organism in Eukaryota, Metazoa, Arthropoda, Insecta, Coleoptera, Chrysomelidae.